GACCAACAUAAUAAACGGUUUCGCGCCGACUCAUCGCGUACUUCCUUUCUUUCUUCUGCAUUUGGCAUUCGUUGUUGAAGGUCGCGUAUAGACUGUAGUUUUAGUUAUUGUUAAUUUUAGGCAUAAAUUUAAGUCAUGGCCAAUAACGACAAUUUUGCACAAGAUAUUACCACCGAAAAUCAACUAAAUGGAAAUGCAGAAAACGGUGGAGGAGAUGGACAAGAACAUAACAGUGCCGAAGCCCCCGGACGCGAUGACGACAGAAAACUAUUCGUGGGUGGCCUGAGCUGGGAGACCACAGACAAGGAAUUGCGUGACCACUUCAGCGCUUACGGCGAGAUCGAGAGCAUCAAUGUUAAGACAGAUCCCAACACUGGCCGGUCGCGGGGUUUCGCGUUCAUUGUGUUUAAGGCGCCGGACUCCAUCGACAAGGUGAUGUCUGUGGGCGAGCACACCAUCAACAACAAAAAGGUGGACCCCAAGAAGGCGAAGGCGCGACACGGCAAGAUCUUCGUCGGCGGUCUCAGCAGUGAAAUAUCUGAUGAUGAGAUCAAGAACUUCUUUGGAAACUUUGGCAAUAUAAUUGAAGUUGAAAUGCCAUUUGAUAAGACAAAGAACCAGAGGAAGGGAUUCUGUUUCAUCACAUUUGAGUCUGAGCAAGUGGUCAAUGAACUGUUGAAGACACCAAAACAGACCAUUGCUGGCAAGGAGGUGGACGUUAAGAGAGCGACGCCGAAGCCGGACGGUCCCGGAGGCAUGGGCGGGCGAGGCGGUCGCGGGGGCAGAGGCACGCGUGGCGGACGCGGCGGCCGCGGCGGGUACGGCGGCCAGCCGUGGGGCAACCAGGGCUACGGCGGCUACGGCUACGGCCAGGGUGGCUAUGGCGGUGGCUACGACGGCUACGGCUACGGUGGCUACGGAUACGACGGCUACGGGGGAUACGGCGGAUACGAUUACUCCGGAUACCCCAAUUACGACUACGGCGGGUACGGAGGGUACGAGGGCGGGUACGGCGCACGACCGGCUCCGCGCGGGAAAGCAGGGUACCAGGGCGGCAAGCAGCGCGGCGGCGGCGGUGGCGGCGGCCGUGCCAACCAGAGGCACCAACCCUACUAGACCACAGUACCUGCCAAUCAUCUCAGUCCAAUAGUGUAUAGUUAAUAGUGAGGUUAAGCACACCGGUCAUGAGCGACCCCUGCGCAAGUCUCGCCUCGCCGCGCAGGGGCCGCGUCAUUUCAUUCCACAUUUAAUUUAAGAGAGUACUCUUUUUAAGAUUUUUUAAGGAUUAAAAUACUGUCGUUGCGAAGCUGCCGCAUUCGGUGCAAGUCGCAUAAAUUUAAUAUAAUAUAAUAUGAAAUAUAGAUUCACUUGAGUAUUAUUACUAAUUGAUUAGAUUUUGACAUAGUGUUUGAAUCUUACCUUUCGUACUGAAUUGUAGGAGUAAUUAAUAAUGAUAUAAAAGUUUAUAAAUCAUCAGUCCCGUGUGUCGGCGAGUCAAUUGCAUAUGUGUGCGUGCGUGUUUGUGUGUGUGCGUGCGUGCGUCCCCCCCCCCUUCAUGUCCCUCCCAGUCCCCCGGCUCCCCGCAGACAGUCUUAUGUUCGGAUCUCAUUGCAAUAAUGUACUUUUGUAUUUGAUUCGGGAAAGGAAGAACUUCAAAAUCAUGUAUUUUGUACAAACUAUGUGUUUUUCUUCCAUUGAUUAGAGUUGAAAUUAAACUUUUAGAUUAAGUAUUUGGACAUGAACAAACACUGAGAUAUACCAAGUUGUAUGUCGUAAUUAAAUCUGUAAAUAAACGAUAUUGACUUUU
Molecule: messenger RNA, 1807 nt
Organism: Manduca sexta (tobacco hornworm)
Lineage: Eukaryota; Metazoa; Arthropoda; Insecta; Lepidoptera; Sphingidae
Gene: sqd
Product: RNA-binding protein squid
Exons: 8
Coding region: 136-1116 (326 amino acids)
Biological process (GO): regulation of gene expression
Cellular component (GO): nucleoplasm
Molecular function (GO): RNA binding
Source: RefSeq, a predicted model, not a curated record